Molecule: messenger RNA, 1410 nt
Organism: Canariomyces notabilis
Lineage: Eukaryota; Fungi; Ascomycota; Sordariomycetes; Sordariales; Chaetomiaceae
Product: DUF171-domain-containing protein
Exons: 4
Coding region: 67-1095 (342 amino acids)
Source: RefSeq, a predicted model, not a curated record
UUUCUGUGGCAUUUAGGUUUCCCUGCUGAUCUUUGGGUUCAGUUCCUUCUUUCUGCUCGACUAACCAUGCCUUCGUAUGAACAUCAGCCAAAAAAACGCCGUCUGGACACGGACGACGGCGGGACCGGUCCUGCUACUGGUUUCAAGGCACCGUCCCGGUUCAGGCCAGGGGAGCCCAGAGAAUGGACUGUCUCAGUUGCCGUGCCUACCAGCAUCAUCACAGAUUGUGCGACACGCGAGCAAAGGACCACCAUCGUUGGUCGUAUUGCGCGUGCUUUGGCCAUCUUCUCCGUAGAUGAAAUUGUCAUCUUUGACGACAGCCCGGCGGACCAGCGUAACGCAAAUGUUGAUCAGGAUGCAUACACUGGGGAUGUGGAUCCGGCGCACUUCAUGGAGCAUAUCCUAAAUUACCUAGAGACGCCUCCUUUCAUGCGAAAGCUUCUCUUCCCUCUGCAUCCAAAUCUGCGAUCCCUAGGCUUGCUUCCGAAUCUUGAGAUGCCACACCAUCCACACAAGGACGAAUGGCUACCCUACCGGGAAGGGUUGACCCUUGAGGUUCCGCCAAAGGGGAAAAAGGGGACGGUGGUGGAUAUCGGAAUGCCCGAUACCGUGACCAUAACCGAAUCGAUUCCACCAAAGACCCGGGUGACGCUCAGGAUGCCUGAUGACUCAUAUCGGACGCCCGAGCCGGUGCAUCCAGCCAUGCCAAGGACCGAAGCAGGUUACUAUUGGGGUUUCAAUGUGCGCAAAGCCCCAUCACUAUCCAGCGUUUUCACUACCAGCCCUUACGAAGACGGCUACGACAUGAGCAUCGGCACAUCGGAGCGCGGACAGCCCCUGUCAAGAGCGUUUCCUGAUUACCAGCCGGCGAGUUUUACCCACCUCCUGAUCGUUUUUGGCGGGCCACGAGGGCUGGAGUAUGCAGCCAUGAACGAUCCAGAGCUGGGUGAGAUGGGGAUUGCCGGAUCGCGAACGAAGGAGUUGUUCGAUCACUGGGUGAAUGUGUUGCCGAACCAAGGCACCAGGGGUAUCCGGACCGAGGAAGCACUCUUGAUUGCCCUGACCGCACUCAGGAGGUUGUGGGAUAUGAGCUGACAUGACGUCCUCCCUCAUGCCUCUCAAUCGUCGAUAGUUCAGCGUGGCGCUCAUCUUCAAGCAGGCUGGGCUGUUGUGUUGCACCCUAGACUAAUAUUUCACAAACUAUUAAACCCCAUGGGGCUACUGUACUAUCUCGCUGCUUGGUUUCUCACGCUGUUGGAUCCUGGCCAGUGCUGCCCCCCUGGUAUGAACAGCCAUUACCAUGGCAUCGUCCUUCCGUUUUGUGGUUGAAUGGAACGAACCCCGCAAAGGCGCUGCAGUUGGCGGCAUAUGGCUGCACAACCGUCACGAUCCGUCUUAGGUUAUCACGGC